AUGGACAAGGACAGACUUUUAAAAGUUCUUCAGAACAAAGAAAAUCAGCUAAACGAAAUGCAAGCGCAAUUUAUCAGCCACAAUAAAACAAUAGAAACGCUGCAAAAGCGGAUUCGAAACGUAGAAGGAGAAAAUGAACUGCUGAGGAGAAAAAUCGAGCAAAAAGACAAAGAACUAGAAAAAGAGCUGAAAGAAAAAGACAUUAUUUUUGCCAGAAUACAAGAAUUAGAGAAGACCGAUCAAGAAAUAGAAAUCAAUACACCUAAUUUAUUGAUUGAAGAUAUAAAACCUAUAGAAAAUGAAGAGAUUAUCAAUGUCUCAUCAUCAAAAACUGAAAAUGCCAAUAGUUCUGAAAAGCAAGAAGAAGAGCCUGAGAAGCAAAUAGAGCCUGAAACAUUUAUUUCGAAUGAAAUCGAUAUUACAAAGGAAUUGGAAAAAAUGGGACUUGGUGAUUUGGUUAAAAAAUACUAA
Molecule: messenger RNA, 471 nt
Organism: Blepharisma stoltei
Lineage: Eukaryota; Ciliophora; Heterotrichea; Heterotrichida; Blepharismidae
Source: the annotation of a GenBank genome assembly